Molecule: messenger RNA, 300 nt
Organism: Penicillium chermesinum
Lineage: Eukaryota; Fungi; Ascomycota; Eurotiomycetes; Eurotiales; Aspergillaceae
Exons: 1
Coding region: 1-300 (99 amino acids)
Source: RefSeq, a predicted model, not a curated record
AUGGGAACAGGUACAGACAGUACCGUCGGUGUUAUAGGUGUCGAAGGCUUGUUGCGGAUGAUUGGAUGGGCUGGCAAAGAGAGAAUCCCCUUUGCUAUUGCCGUUUUCCAAGUCGCCAACAACAUGAGGAAUCGGGCGAUCAUUGGACUUUGCGAUGUCUUCGCGAACGAUGUGGUUUUCGAAGACCAGCCUGGCAAAGACGAGGCGGAUCAAAGAGAAAGAAUAAGCGUUAUUGAUAAUGCUGGCUUGCAUCUCGAUGCAGAUGUGGAUGGGAAGAAGCAGAGGAAUGCUGUAUUCUGA